AUGGGUUCACGGAGGACAACACCACGGCCCUCUUUUGGCAAUGGAAGAUCCAGUAAUGGGGAGGAUACGAGUGGCAGUAGCCGGCCUGGUGGCUGCAGCUACCUGUCCAACGUCAGGCCAGAGACCAGGAGCACACUCUGCAGCGUGAUGGCACAGCUAACUGAGGAAACACAGCCCUCCUUCGAAACAACCCUCAAGUCCAAAGCUGUGUCUGAGAACUGCAAUGUGAAGUUCUCUUGUGUGGUUACAGGAUACCCUACUCCUCAGAUUAUUUGGUAUAAGGAUGAUGUACAGUUAGACAGAUACUGUGGACUGCCUAAAUAUGAAAUAUUCCGCAAUGGACAAAGCCAUUCCCUGCACAUUUACGAUUGCACUGUGGACGAUGCAGCAAUAUACCAGGCCUCAGCGAGCAACAGUAAGGGGAUUGUGUCCUGCUCUGGCGUUCUGGAAGUGGGUGAAAUGAACGAGUUCAAGAUCCACCAGCGCUACUUUGCCAAGCUCAAACAAAAGGCAGAAAACAGACGCAGGGAAGUGGAAGGUAAAGAAAACCAGGAGCCGCUACGAACCAUCAGUCCAGACCGCACACAGAGGAAGCGCCGCUCCACAAUGGAGGCCUUUCUCAGCAUGCCAAGCUCCAUGGAGGACGAGGGUAAUGAGGAGAGCCAUCAAGCUGUAGCUGUAGAGACUGAAGCCAGGUUACAGGAGGCACCUGUGGAAAAGGUGGAGGAAAAGCCCAUUCCCAUCACUAAUGGAGCAGUGUCUGCUGUAACUAAUGGACAGAACAUCAGUGACAAGAGUGGGACAUAUAUUUACGACUCUGCGCAGAAGAUUUUUACUACACACCAACCCAAAACUCCCUGUGUCAAAAAGAAGAUUAAAAUUUCCAACAGUGCGCCAGGAGAGCGAGCAUCUGAGGAUAGAAGGGCAAAAGAUGAGACCUUAACCUCUGUAGCGAAGGCCUGCACAGAGUCAGUACAGUCUAAGGGGAAUUCAGAGGAGUUUAUGGAAGUUGAGAACAUUGUUAGCUCAUCCGUAGUGGAUUCAGACUCUGGAAAAGUGACAGAACGACAUCAGAAAUCAGAAACAGAGGAAGUUUUGCUCGCUAAAGGGCCUACAAAAGACGAAAAGGUAUGUGUUGAGGUAGCUGUGCCUUCACAAAAAGAACAGCUUAUUCCCCCUCGACCUACUGCUGCUCUUACAUCUAAAAGUCAUACUGUGUCAGGAACUGAAGGUAAACCUGCUGCAAAGCAUGAUAGGGAACGUGGACGUAAUGGCACAGAACAAAAAUUGGAAAUACCGAAGCGAAGUCCUCCCAUGCCCUCCCCACUGCGGCAGUCAAAUCCUGCAGCAACACACCGAAAGUCCCCAAAUAUAGUAAAGAAGGACAUUUCUAAAAUAGAGCAUGAUGCAGUCAUGGAUGUUGACGAGAAGUCAAAGACCACUGGUGGAUCUUUAGCACACAAAGAGUCCCUGAACCCACCGUGUGACAACAGGACUGCUUUACAGCGUCCAUGUGAACAGCCUCGAGAUCAGCUGUCUGCAAAGGAAACAAGCCCCUGCCAACAAAAUGUGUCCAUGCCUCAGCCAGUGCUGCUGAAUGAGGUUACACAGGCCCAUACAAAGAUGAACAGGAAUGAUGCACCUGUCAGCCUUGAGCUUCCACGGAACCAGAUGGAUGCGCAACCACCACAAAAGACUCCAUCAGAGAGAGAGAACACCACAGAUGACAUCCAGACCCCUUCAUUGCACUGUGGUGUUCAAGCAGCAAUUGACAAAAUAACACAGGACACACGGGAUCAUUCCAGGGGAUCAAAUGAAAGCCAUGCAGUCCUUUUUACAGACCUACAGAAGUCAUCCCUCCAAAGCCCCAGUGGUAGUGAGAACUCCCAAGGGUGUAACGUUUCUUCCAGCGCCAAGCAAAGCCAAAUUGAUACAGCCAUAAAAACUCUUGAAGGGACAAAAAUACAAUUUGGUAAGAAGGUAGAGGGUAAUAAGGUAGAGAAGUUAUUAGUGCAGUCUGACAGCAUGGCCCCAAAUGAGAAGGUAGUGAAGAUGGAGACUGAAAGUGCUGCUCUCGAUAUUAGCAAACACAUUGAAAUGAAAAAGACCAAAGGUGCCGCAGAUAAAGACACCGAUAUCAGUGUGGAUGCAUCUAAUAAAGAAACUGAGAAGAAUAAGCAUGUGUUAAAAUUGGCGGAGGAAACAAGUUCAGCAUUACAGAACCUGAAGUCAUCUUUAUUGGAGCCUGGUAUACCACUCCAAACAAAACCUCCAGAAAACACAAACAUAUCUGAACUCCAAAUGAAAGAUUUCCAGGAAAUUCAAAGACCCGUGACAAAAGUCUUAUCGGUAGCAGAGAUUUUGAGAUCACAAUUAAAGGCUCUUGAGUCCACACUAGCAAGUUUAGGGACUGCCAUACCAGUCCAUGAAUUUAUACAAGAUACAACUUUGACAAAAACAUGUGCAGAGCUAAAAGAGGACGACAGCAAACAUGAAGUAAAAAAGUCAAUUUCUGAAAGAAAAACUCAGACAAGUAUUGACGAUCCUCCUCCCAAAAACAUAAAGGAAACCCUUAUGGAGGUUUAUCAUCUGCUAAAUAAAACUGAUCAGGAACAAAUUCAGUUUCAGUGUGCAACUUCACUACCUGAUAAGGCUUUACAAAAACCUCUGGUAAUCCCACCUAUCUCUGUGGUAGACACUGGUACCACAAUAGAGACCGCAGGACUUCAUGGGAGGGACAAAAAAUAUAAUGAAGGUGUUAUGGAUAUUUGCCAGGAAACUGGAGCAUCAACUCCGGUUACUCUGAAAGAUAACCCUGUUGUUUCCCUUUCUGAGAUUGAAAAUGUCAAACGCAAUGUUCUUCCUUCGAAUUCUACUGACGAACUGACCAAAAGACUUACAUCUGGAACUGUCAGUCCAGAACCUGGGACUCCACUUGCAAUGACCCCUACAAAGGCCAGUGGAGAGUCACAAAUUAAAGUUUCGGAGCAUGCCAAAGGUGAACCUGCUCAAACCAAAGACAUGAUAACCCCAGAAACUAAACUCAACAACAAAACCGAAAGCGGGAUUACUGAAAUGAGUUCCACAACACUAGAUCCAUACAAAAUGGAAGAACAUGAGACAAAAAACUGUUCUUUGCCCAGUUUGAAAAAGUCGCCUACUAAAAGUGUACUUGGAGGAAAUACACAAGAGAAUAACCCUAACAUUAUUAAGCAGGACAGCUCAGUGGUUGAGGGAUUCACGAAGGCCAACUCCUUAGGCAAUCCAACUCCUGAGGCCAGUCCAUUGUUAAAGCGAAGAGACUGUGUUUCCCCCAUUCCCUCUGCUACUCCACAAGAACUGGCCUCUGGGGCCAGACGCAAAAUACUAGUACCCAAGGCCAAAUCUGAGGAGGCCUCAGAGGCCACAACACCAGUUGAUAACCAAACUCAGACAAAGGAAGUUGCUACAGAGAGCAAGCUUUCUGCAAGUCCAGCGAACCUCGCUACGUCCCCAAGCCUGCUGCGGCGCUCGCCUCUACUUCAGCCCCCUGGUGAGAAAACUUCAGCAGAAAGGCGUUCUCCAUUGUUGAACAGGAGGAAGACGGCAUCUGACACUCAAGCACCAAGUCAGCCGCCCACUGAGGAGAUCCACACUGCCAAAACUGAGGGGCAACCUCCAGAGAAGGACAAGCAUGACCCUUUCAAAGCUCCUCAAGUUAUUCGUAAGAUCAGGGGCGAAAACUUUGCAGAUGCCUCAGGACACUUAAAACUGUGGUGCCAAUUCUUCAACGUUCUUAGUGACUCUACAAUCAAAUGGUACAGAAAUGAUGAGGGGAUUGCUCAUAUUAAAAAAAAUGCAGGGGACGAAACUCAGGUCAACCUUGCCAUUGUUCAGGCAUCAUGCAAAGACUCUGGUGUUUACCGAUGCACAAUCACAAAUGAGUAUGGUACCGACUCAACAGACUGUCUUCUUAGUGCAGAUAUCAUGGCUGGAAUGUCCCUACGUGAGGACCUUGGAGUUGGAGAAGAAAUCGAAAUGACACCCAUGAUAUUUAACAAGGGUGUGGCUGAUUCUGGCAUCUUGGCAAACAAAUUAUUUGGCCGUAUAAUGAUGCAGGAAUCUCAUAUUGGUGAUGGCUGUUCUCAUAAAGUUUGGAGGGCAAAAGUCAUCUAUGGUCUGGAGCCAGUGUUUGAAUCUGGAAACACAUGUAUCAUUAAAGUACGCAACCCUAUUGCCUAUGGAGGCAAAGCAGAUAGCUGUCUUUUAGAGAGGAACCUGGACAUUGUCAAGCAGGAUUGUAAAAUUCAGAACUUGGCUCGUGAAUACUGCAAAAUCUUCUCCGCAGAGGCAAGAGUGAUUGAAAACUUUGGCCCCCCUCUUGAGGUGAUUCCAGUCUACCUGAUGUACCGACCUGCAAACACUGUCCCGUAUGCCACAGUGGAGGCUGAUUUGGCAGGAGUCUAUCAGAAAUACUCUGUCCUGGAUGAUAUAGGCAGAGUAGACAAGAGGUCUGGCUCUGCAGUGGAGCAGAAGUGCUGUGCCCUGCAGCACUGGAUCUUUCAGUGGACCAAUGGCAAUCUGCUUCUCAGUCGGUUAGAAGGUGUUGACACAAAGAUCACCAAUGUUGGGAUUUCAGUCAAAUCAACAGGGCACCAAGGUCUGUCUGUUGAAGGGAAUCCCAAAGUUUUCGAGCAGUUUGUCUCCCAACACCAGUGUAACUACUUCUGUGGUCUGCUCAGCCUGAGGUCACUGAAGGUUAUGGAUUCUUUAUUGACGCCAACAAAGCCCAAGAGCUCCAGGAGCCCAUUACUUCAACGCAAAAUGGCUGCUGGCUCCUCCAGCCCUCAGACUGGGAGGAAAGCUGGUAGUAGCCCCAGACUGCCCAGGAAGAUUGAACAAGAAGGCAGAAAUACUCCCACUAAACAAAAAGCUGCUGAGCCUCCCAAAGCUGUUGGAAUAGAAUAAUUAUCACUCAUCAAGACAUGUGAACAGUAUUGUUAAUCACAUGCCACUAAUCCAUGAUGAUACUUUAUCCAUGAUGAAUUCCUAAGCCAGAAAUGGUUCACUGUUAUUAGUACCCAUCAGCCCAGUAGGGGGUGGCAAGGAGCAACCUCCUGGCCUGAAAAGAGAAGCCAAUGCAGAGGUGCCCUAA
This is a messenger RNA of Centropristis striata (black sea bass), 5134 nucleotides long. RefSeq names its product alpha-protein kinase 3-like. Gene Ontology annotation, molecular function: ATP binding; protein serine/threonine kinase activity. NCBI's taxonomy places the organism in Eukaryota, Metazoa, Chordata, Actinopteri, Perciformes, Serranidae. Gene Ontology annotation, cellular component: nucleus. Gene Ontology annotation, biological process: protein phosphorylation; cardiac muscle cell development. The record is from RefSeq and is a predicted model, not a curated record. The transcript has 13 exons. The coding region runs from base 1 to 4947 and encodes 1648 amino acids.